UUAAACCGAAUCCAACUUCACUUACGUCGAGAUAUAUAUACCUAACCUCAAACGUCACGUCCCGCGUUAUUUUUAAAAACACGGCGAUUCAUCGUCUUUUUACGAUGAAUUCUAUAAAUAAUAUCCAAAAAUUCCUUAUAUCAAUCGGUACUUUCGGCGGGGUUACAUAUUAUUAUUUAACCAACAAGCAAAAAGAGAAAGUCCACACUUCCUGGACCACCAAUUUUACCCCCUCGACGAAAUGGGAUGAAAAUUGGGAUUUUCGUGCCCCUACAAGUUUGGUUCACCCGAAAAAGCUUAAAAACGAAAUGGGUGAUGUGAAAGAGGACAUGGAUAACUUUUCGAAUUUAAAGCCUGUUGCAACUCGCCAUAUCAUUUUAAUAAGACACGGGCAGUAUAAUUUAGAGGGUAAAACUGAUUCUGAGCGGAUUUUAACUGGAUUGGGGAGAACCCAGGCCGAGUGGACGGCAAAAAGAUUACGCGAAUUAGGACUCCCUUACACAGAUAUUAUUAAAUCAACGAUGAGUCGAGCUCAAGAAACGGGGCACGUUAUUUCGCAACAUUUACCCGAUGUGCCUGUUAAAGAGUGUCAUAUGUUGAGAGAGGGGGCCCCAAUUCCUCCUGAACCACCCGUUGGGCAUUGGAAACCCGGCGUUCAUCAGUUCUUUGAGGAUGGAGCUCGAAUUGAGGCGGCAUUUCGGAAAUAUUUUCAUAGGGCGGAUGUUGAUCAAGCGAAAGACAGUUAUACGGUUCUUGUGUGUCACGCAAACGUUAUUAGAUACUUUAUCUGCAGAGCGUUGCAAUUUCCUCCAGAAGCUUGGUUGAGAUUAUCAUUAAAUCAUGCGAGUAUAUCAUGGAUAUCGAUAACUCCUUCAGGGAGGGUUAUUUUAAGGGCUUUAGGCGAUAGUGGACAUAUGCCCGCUAAUGUGAUAACUAGUCAUUAAAAAAAAACGGGGCGUUGUGAUGAUUUUGUAUGUUUGGAUGAUUAAAAAAAUUCGUAGAGGA
Molecule: messenger RNA, 1005 nt
Organism: Onthophagus taurus
Lineage: Eukaryota; Metazoa; Arthropoda; Insecta; Coleoptera; Scarabaeidae
Product: Phosphoglycerate mutase 5
Biological process (GO): peptidyl-threonine dephosphorylation; positive regulation of mitochondrial fission
Cellular component (GO): mitochondrion
Molecular function (GO): protein serine/threonine phosphatase activity
Source: RefSeq, a predicted model, not a curated record